CCCAAACGCAGAAUGUGAAACAGCCAGUGUUGAAGACGGGAUGACUGAACGCGCUUCAAACUGCCGGUGUUGAUGGUGUGACUUUCCAGGUGAAGGUUCUGCUAUGAGUCGGGUAGAGGACACAGAGGGGGUUCUUCCAGGCCCGGAUGGAGGACACGACACCAAAGCUCGGAGCCUGAAGCAGCAGCUGGAACCAGGCUCCACUGGAUCACACAGUUCUGUACAGAGUGACCCGUCCACCGAUUUGCCAAUCAAGGACAACGCAUCGGACUCUGAACCAGAGGAUCAGGAAACGGAGUUCCCCCCAGACCUGGAGGAGAAGAUCGUCUUAUACGUGAAGAACGAGCUGAGAAAAGCCAAGAGGCUCCUGAAGAAGGACGAGAGAGGAUGGAGGCAGAGUCACAGGGAGGAUGAGGAGGUGAAGGGAGGAAGAGACGACGACCAGAGGUGGAGCAGCAGAGAAUCCGUUCUGAACAUCACCAUGAACAUCCUGAGGGAGAUAGAUCAGGACCAGCUGGCAGACACUCUGGAGACCGGAACUACUGGUGCUCUUUGUCAAAGAAAGGUGAAAUCUGCUGUGAAGGAGAAGGUCCAGUGUUUGCGUGAUGAGACGGCUCCAGCAGGAAACCGGACCCUUCUGAACCAGAUCUACACGGAGCUGCGCAUCACAGAGAGUGAUGAGGUCAAACAGACCCAAACAGGCUCCAGGAAACCAGACAGAGCAGAAAGAACCAUCAAAGUAGAAGACGUCUUUAAAGGUUCUGCUGAAGGGGACCGACCCGUCAGAACCGUGGUGACCCAGGGAGUGGCCGGCAUUGGGAAAACGGUCCUAACACAGAAGUUGACUCUGGACUGGGCUGAAGACAAAGCCAACCAGGACAUCGACUUCAUGUUUCCGUUCACCUUCAGAGAGCUGAACCUGCUCAAAGAGCAAAGGCUCAGUUUGCUGGAACUUGUUCAGCACUUCUUCCCUGAAACCAAAGCAUCAGGAAUCUUCAGCUCCGAAGGGUUAAAGGUCGCGUUCGUCCUGGACGGUCUGGAUGAGUGUCGGCUUCCGCUGGACUUCAAGAACAAGGUCCUGACUGAUGUCACAGAGUCCAGCUCAGUGGAUGUGCUGCUGACAAACCUCAUCAAGGGGAAGCUGCUUCCGUCUGCUCAGCUCUGGAUCACCACACGACCUGCAGCAGCCAAUCGGAUCCCUCCUAAGCACGUUGCCAUGGUAACGGCGGUCAGAGGCUUCACGGACCCGCAGAAGGAGGAGUACUUCAGGAAGAGAUUCAAAGAUGAGCAGCGGGCCACAACAAUCAUCUCCCACAUCAAGAGCUCACAAAGCCUCCACUUCAUGUGCCACAGCCCAGGGUUCUGCCGGAUCACUGCUACGGUUCUGGAGGAUCAGCUGGAAACCAGAGAGGGAAUGACUCCGAUCUACAUCCGCUACAUGUUGGAUCAGACCAAGCUAAAGAACGAUGAGACGGAUCCAGACUGGAGUCCAGAGAACAGAGCAAUGAUGGAGUCUCUGGGGAAACUGGCCUUUGAGCAGCUGCAGAAGGGAAACCUGAACCUCUGUGAGUCGGACCUGACAGAGUCUGGCAUCGAUGUCAGAGCAGCCUCAGUUUCAGCACUGUUGAAGCAGGACUUUAAUGAGAGGAGAGGCCAGAACCAGAAGCAGGUGUUCUGCUUCGUCCAUCAGAGCGUUCAGGAGUUUCUGGCUGCUCUUCACGUCCAUCGGACCUUCGUCAGCUCUGGAGUCAACCUGCUGUCACACAAUCAACCAACUUCAGUGACUCCGUUCUACCAGAGCUGUGUGGACCAGGCCCUGGGUCCAAACGGACCCAUGGACCUGUUCCCCCGCUUCCUCCUCGGUCUGUCUCUGCAGACCAGCCAGACUCUGCUACGAGGCCUGAUGCCCCAGACAGGAAGUGGGUCAGAGACCAGUCAGGAAACGGUCCAGUACAUCAAGAAGAAGCUCAGUGAGGAUCUGUCUGCAGAGACAACCAUCAACCUGUUCCACUGUCUGAACGAGCUGAAUGAGGCUUCUGUAGUGGAGGAGAUCCAACAGAACCUGAGAUCAGGACGUCUGUCCCCACAGGACCUGUCUCCUGAUCAGUGGUCGGCGCUGGUCUUCAUCUUACUGUCAUCAGGAGAUGUGGACGAGUUCGAUCUGAAGAAAUACUCUGGUUCUGAGGAGGUUCUGCUGGGUCUGUUACCAGUGGUCACAGCCUCCAAAAAGGCUCUGCUGAACGGCUGUAACCUGUCAGAGAGAACCUGGAACGUUCUGGCCUCAGUUCUAAGCUCCUCCGGUCUGAAGGAACUGGACCUGAGCAACAACGACCUGCAGGACUCAGGGGUGGAGCUGCUGUCUGUUGGACUGAUGAGUCCAAACUGUAAACUGGAGACUCUCAGGCUGAGCAGCUGUAACCUGUCAGAGAGAAGCUGUGAAGUUCUGGCCUCGGUUCUACGCUCCUCCAGUCUGAAGGAACUGGACCUGAGCAACAACGACCUGCAGGACUCAGGGGUGGAGCCGCCGUCUGAUGGAAUGGAGAGUCCCGGCCAACAAAACUCAGGCUCCACUAAGUCAAACUGGUCUCUAGCACCUAGUUACUCAUCCAUUAAUUCGCCCAUUGAGUUCAAAGGUCUGAGAGAACUGGACCUGAGCAACAACGACCUGCAGGACUCAGGGGUGGAGCUGCUGUCUGUUGGACUGAUGAGUCCAAACUGUAAGAUACAGACUCUCAGGCUGAGCAGCUGUAACCUGUCAGAGAGAAGCUGUGAAGUUCUGGCCUCGGUUCUAAGCUUUGGCUCCUCCGAUCUGAACGAACUGGACCUGAGUCAGAACCACCUGCAGGACAAAGGCGUGGAGCUGCUGUCUGUUGGACUGAUGAGUCCAAACUGUAAACUGGAGACUCUCAGUCUGUCAGGAUGUCAGGUCUCAGAGAAAGGCUGUGCUUCUCUGGCCUCUGCUCUGAGCUCCAACCCGUUCUAUCUGAGAGAACUGGACCUGAGUAACAACCACCUGCAGGAGUCGGCACGGACGCUUCUGUCUGCUGGACUGAAGGAUUCUAAAUGGAGACUGGAGUCUCUCAGGCUGGACCAUGGUGACGCUCAGAGUAUGAGGAAAUAUUUCUGUCGACUCUCAGUGGACACCAACACGGUGAGCAUGUACAUCAGCCUGUCUGACGACAACCGGACCAUGAGCUACGCGGCCCAGCAUCGCUUGUAUCCUCGUCAUAACGACAGGUUCGUCAACUGCGCCCAGCUGCUGUGUGAUACUGGUCUGACUGGCCGCUGUUACUGGGAGGUCGAGUGGACGGGAAGCGUUUCUGUGACACUGAGUCACAGAGGAGUCAAGAGGGAAUCGGAGAGUCAUUUCUUCAAAAGUGGAAUAGUCCCUGGUGUCUGGAGCCUGACCUGUUCUGCUGGAGGGUACCGGGUCUGUCACCGUGACGACAGCAGGUUCAUUGCUUCAGCCUCUGGUUCUGGUUCUGGUAGAGUAGCCGUGUUCCUGGACCAUCCUGCUGGUUCUUUGUCCUUCUACGAAGUCUCCUCUGACCAGCUGACCCACCUCCACACCUUCAGAACCACAUUCACGGAACCUCUCUAUGCUGGGUUUGGGUUCUGGGACCGGAGUCCUGGUUCCUCCGUGUCGCUGUGCUCCCUGGAGAGUCUCAGCAGCUGCCAGGUCGUGGUCUGAGCUGCUUUGAUGAGAAGCAGGGACGGGUCAUCGAGUCACAUGCUCAAAACAGAACCUCGUUCAGUUGCUUCAAAUGUCCUUGUUGUAUAUCAGAUAUUUCACACAUUUCUUUGUUGUCUGAUUCACUGAGAGGCUCUUUGAGUUUCUGACAUGUUUCAUACUUGGUCUUAAGCUUCUUCACAGAUACUAACUUUUAAACCUCAGGCUCUUUGUGAACUGAAUUCAUUGUUCUUUUUUGAAAGCACUGUUGUAAAUACAGAGAUCAAAGUUAAGGUUUUAAUAAACAGAGUUAUAAAAGU
This is a messenger RNA of Betta splendens (Siamese fighting fish), 3990 nucleotides long. Its product is annotated as NACHT, LRR and PYD domains-containing protein 3-like. The coding region runs from base 104 to 3691 and encodes 1195 amino acids. Lineage: Eukaryota; Metazoa; Chordata; Actinopteri; Anabantiformes; Osphronemidae. The transcript is spliced from 12 exons. Gene Ontology annotation, molecular function: protein binding. The record is from RefSeq and is a predicted model, not a curated record.